This is a messenger RNA of Diuraphis noxia (Russian wheat aphid), 1451 nucleotides long. It is a transcript of the gene Ipk1, whose product is annotated as Inositol phosphate kinase 1. Gene Ontology annotation, cellular component: nucleus. Gene Ontology annotation, biological process: inositol phosphate biosynthetic process. Lineage: Eukaryota; Metazoa; Arthropoda; Insecta; Hemiptera; Aphididae. The record is from RefSeq and is a predicted model, not a curated record. Gene Ontology annotation, molecular function: inositol-1,3,4,5,6-pentakisphosphate 2-kinase activity; ATP binding.
GAGGCAAAAAAAAUAAUAUGAGCGAACAAACAGCGUGGGCCGCCACUCUACCGGAAAUUACAUUACGUGACAAGGUGUGGCGUUACAAGGGCGAGGGCAACGCCAAUGUUGUUUUGUCGGUGCCUGCCGAUGGAAUAGUUGUGCGGGCGAUGAAAGAGGGUAACAAURGCGGUGGUGUAACUUCCGCGGCGGCGGCCGAAACACUAUCCGURCGGUUGAACUUUUGCGACGCCGUCAAACGUUCAUUCUUCAGCGGCGGUGGCCGUCACGUAGACGUGCCCGUACCGAUGCGAGUGUCCGCCGAAGAGUUGCGUGAAAUUGACAGGCUCAUCCGGCCGGACAGACCGCCGGACCGGAAGCACAAAAAYCUAGUGUGGGCCGGAGGUCUGGUAGCCGUAUGUCCGGAUUACACGACGCUGCCGCCGACGGACGUGUCAGGCGUCUGGUGUAUCGAGAUUAAACCCAAACAGGGAUGGGUGCACGAAGAAGACAUGGCGAGCGGCCCCGGCAUGGUGCGGGUCAAAUGCCCGUUCUGCGCGCACCAGUACUUGAAACUGGGCCGGGGCGACGUCCGGAGGCCGAGCGGUUACUGUCCGCUGGACAUGUUCUCUGGCCGCCGCGAACGGGUUCGGCGGGCCGUCGGCGCAUUGCUCUGGGACCCACAGAACAAUCUGAAAAUGUUCCUGGACGGUGACCCGCUCGUGGCCYUGGACGACGGAUUCAGAAGUGCGGCGAAGGCGGCGCUGGGCACGAUCCAACGGUUUUGUGCGUUGGUCACGGGCGCUCUGCUCGGCGAUUUCGAGGGCAGCCGGGACGUUCCGGUUGACGAAUUGGAUGCUUCGGAUGAAGACCACGAUGGCCAUAGUACCGUUUCGGGGGCGUUCCAACCGUCGUGCGACUUCGACGCGGUCCCGAUGCCUCCACAUUGCGUGCUGCACGAGAUCCUGACAAUGCAAAAGAUGCAAACGACCGGUUUCGUAGCCGUGUGUUCCGAGUACGACGGACGGCCACCGCGGGAUCCGCAGUUCGGUCACGUCUACCGACUGCGGCCGAACAACGGAGUCGACACCGCCUGGAGCCCGGUGGACGGUUAUUUGGUGGCCGCCACGGCCCGGGAUUGUUCCGUGUUUGUUACGUUCCGCCCCGACAGUUCAUUAACCGCGAUACGUGUCAAGGUGUCCGAUUUGGACCCGAAACCUUUGUCAACCGUUGACAAACACCGGAAUCGCGACGCAGACGUUUUGUUAGCUUGUCAACGAUAUUCGGUCUGGUAGUGGAUGACGUGUUGUGUUUUGGUGGGAGAGAAGUUGGGUUAAAAGUUUCGAUCAAGUCUUACUUCCUUUAUAAUUACUACGUUACGUAGCAAUCCAAAAUAUUUUCUAAUCGUGGAUGUAUGUAUUGUUUAUAUUUAACGAACAAAUUAAAUAAAUGCCGACAAUCACGAAAUAACA